Molecule: messenger RNA, 3690 nt
Organism: Schistocerca nitens (vagrant locust)
Lineage: Eukaryota; Metazoa; Arthropoda; Insecta; Orthoptera; Acrididae
Exons: 6
Coding region: 149-2062 (637 amino acids)
Molecular function (GO): protein binding
Source: RefSeq, a predicted model, not a curated record
CGUGUGCACAAGCGACAGCACAGCAGAUAACAGCCGGCAGCGUCUGGUGUGGACUGCGCUCUUACCCUGCAGUAACUGUCGACUUUACGUCCUGAGCCGGCAGCCAGUCUAGCAACGUCUACAGUUGACUACACGGGGGAAUCUGGACAUGCAGAGGCUGCUGCCAUGGCUGGUUAUAAUGGUGACUGUUUCACACGAGAUGGCGUAUGUCUCAACACAAAGCCUCUCUGGAAUGGCAAGAGAGGUGUCCAGUGUGCAUGCCCCAGAUGGAGUUCAUCUUCCCAACACCUAUCUUGUCCAGCAGUUUCCAUGGAUGGUGGAUAGAAGUAAGAUUCGGCAGGAUGCACAACUCCUUCAAGAGGCUCAGUACAAUUUCGAGUCAGCUCCUGUGAAACGAGAGGCAGCUCCUCAGUUUAACUGCCACCAGGACUCACAGGCGAGAGUUGUCUGCCACCAGGUAGUUGCAGGUCUCGAACACUCAUAUGGCCAGCAAGCGCUUCGGCAAAGGCUAUUUGUGGACGUGCAAGAAGAAGAUGUCCACCAGAAGAAUAAUCACAAGAGAGUAGUGCGCCAAGAUGAUACAAACCGCCGGACUGGAGACCAACAUGAUGGACACCAAGAGGAUCCACCCCAGGCAAAUGGGGCACAACAACAAGACCAACCCCAGUCAAAUGGGGCACAACAAGACCAAGCCCAGUCAAAUGGGGCACAACAAGACCAACCCCAGUCAAAUGGGGCCCAGCAGCAGGAUCUACCCCAGCAACAGCAGGCGGACCUGCCUCUGUGUCCAGAGGAUAGCAGCUGCUCCUGUGAGACCGUAAGUGGGGUUGUCAGGGUCGACUGCUCCAGCUCUGGGCUGGACCAGCUGCCAGCCAGGCUGCACCCCAACACCACGCGGCUCUCACUGUCUGGAAACAGCCUGCAGCAGCUUGGCAACGACUCACUGGCAGGUCUCCACAGGGUAAUGCAGCUGUACCUGGACAAGAACAACAUCAGCGACGUUCACGAGGACGCUUUUUCUGGGAUGCCGAAUCUGCGCGUCGUCGAUUUCUCCAACAACCGGCUGUCAACUCUUCCGUCCAGUGUCUUCACGUCCAACGGGAAGCUACAGAAGCUGGACCUGAGUAGGAACCCAAUCCACCUGACUGGGGGCCGGAUGCUGGACUCUGCCUCCCUGUACUGGCUCAACCUGUCGUGGUGUGGCAUCUCCAGCCUGCCGAAGGACUCUUUCAAGGGCAUUCCGCAGAUGGUCAUGCUCGACCUCUCCGAGAACCAACUGGUCGUACCAACAGCUCUGGCCCUGGAGACGCUGAGCGGGCUGCGGCGGCUGCCGCUGGUGGGGAACCCCGUGUCGUGCUGCGAGGUGGGGGAGCUGCGCGCCUGGGUGGAGAUGCGGCGCGUGUCGGUGAUCCGCAGGGAGCUGUCGGUGGGGCCGCUGCCCACCUGCGCACAGCCCGAGGGCCUGCGCGGCCGCCCGUGGACCGCCGCCGCCGGACACGACACGUGCGUUCAGCGGCUGGACGUGGCCGCCGUGGUGGGCUGCGUGCUGCUGGGGCUGCUGCUGCUCGCCCUGGCCGUCGCCGCCGCGCUGCUGCUGCUCAGGAGGCGCCGCAGGGCCGCGCGCCGACGGCGCACCCAGAGCGCGCUCAGGAGAGAGGAGAACCACUUGCAGCAGGACGACGCGGGAAUGUACGAGCCGCCGCCCGUGGCGAACCCGAAGGAGGUGGGCUGGGCCGGGCCGCUGGCCUGGGAAAGGCGCAGGCCGUCCGGGCCCCGGUACGUGGCCUCCUUCCGGUCGCCGCACCCGCCCACCGUCUACGACGACGCCGUCGGCGCCGGGCGCAAGGCGUCGGCCCGCCGCCGCGACGCACCCGAGUCGCCCACCUCGCCCACGUACGACGACGCCGUGGGCACCGGCCGCACGUCGCCACUGUACGACUACAUCGUGGGGUCAGACGGGCGGCGGUCUCUCGGGGCGCCGACCAGCCCCGGCGAGAAGCCGCCCCACCAUUCCUCCAUACCGUCGGUGCUCGAGGGCUGCGACUUCUACGAGGACGCCUGAGGGUGGCGGCCGUGCUGGUGCACCUCUGCUUGAUGCAGUAGCUCUGCGAGGACCACGUCAACUGGAUACUUGGAAUUCCAAAGGGUGCCAAGUGCAAAGCGAGGUCCAAGAAUCUGGCUGCAACAACAGCCGUGAUCCUGACAGCUGCUGCGUCUGCUAGCCCUUCGCCAAUGAACAGCAAGUAGUUCCCCACUGUCUGCGUCACAGUGACCGUUGUGGCACACCUACACAGGGACGCCACCCUACAUUCGUGAUAAAUACAUGAAAAAGUGUUGUCUAUCACCACGCCCAGUAGUGGUACCAGGGAAGAUUUCGUUUCUCCCUCCAGUGCCAAUAUAAGCUGGGCAACCCGUGCUCCACAUCCAAUUAAUAUACAUGAGAUAUCCAAAGUGUGGAUCAAGAUACGCUGGCACUGGUUUCACAAUGAAUAGUAAACAAAAGUCCUUUACCUCCACUUAUGCAGCCACAAUCCAUGCAUCUGAUCAGCCUUUCUUUCUCUGUUGCAACACUGGUAUCUACUACUAGUGGUGCCCCGUGUUCUGAUCCCACAGUUCAUCAGGCACCUGCUAUACUUUUUUCCCCUUCUGUUCCACAAUUCUGACCUCAGUGUGUAGAGGAGAUGAGAUUUGUCUCCACUGCCCAUUUCCUGUAAUAGCCAAUAUAGUCGCCACCCUAUGAGAUGUCAUUCCUCCAGUAGUAAGGUAAGGUAGACCACAUCAGGCACAGCAGUCGGCCAGCUCUUGACCAAGAACAUGGUUAAUACCUUCAGAAGUUAGAGUCUUAACUCAAGUGUGACACAGUGCGAACACAAGGAAAAUCUUACCACAAAAUUCUCUCUGUGUCAAAAUGUACGAUCCAUUAAUUGUCAAAACAAUCUGAUAAUUCAUGCGUUGUGGCAACAAUGGAGAAUGGUGAGUCAGAUACACUGCAAUGUGUAAAGCUUGAGGGCAAGCUGUGGAACACCUUGUACUUUAUCCUUUUCACAUUAAUUUCACGACAUUAUUUUCCUUAAAUGUAUGUUUUUCCACUAUUUCUCAUCCCUGGACUUUAUCUAAUCAAUUAAAGAUCUUUCUUUUCAUGAUAAUUUUUUAUAAUGCUCCAGUUAUUUGUUGACGUUUGUCAGAAAAAAUUAUUAUUCGAAACAUAAGCAAUAUUAUGAAAUUAAAAUAAAGUGAGAGCAGAUGAAGGACAAAUUUAAUUUCUGCAAAUUAUAGGACAAUCUAAGUUAAAUCGUACUUCAUGUGAGGAUAUGCUCAUGUGUAUUAUCCAACAGUAUGCUUUGUGUCUUGUAUUGAACUACAUGAUUUCUGUGGUUUUGCAAUGUCAUUUUUGUAUUUAUCUUUAUGGGAUAGAUUUAUGUCCCUUUUAAAAGUAGUUUCACUGUGAAAUACGAGAUUGUCUGUCCUAUGUUCCCAUUGUAAAAUUAUCAAACUUUGUGCCAUUAUGUUGGAAGGUUUUUAAGACACGAACUUCCAGUUUUCCAUAAUUAAUAGAUGUACUUUUUUAGAUGUACUGAACUAAAACUAUUAUGACAAUUGUGUUAUCAGUCAUGUUAUGAUAUUUUUCUUAAACACUUAAUUUUGUAACUAAAUGAACAUAAAAACUAAACAACGUAGGAUGUGUUGAAU